AUGUGUCCAUAUCGUUUAUCCAAGCAACAAUCUAGUAGGGAGAAUGGCGACGAUAACAUCGUCCAAGCUGGCAAAGUGGCCGACCACGAAUUGGUGAACGGAUCGGCGAAAUGCGUGCGAAGAAAGAAGAAUAAAAGUAAUAAUGUCAACGCAAAAACCAUUGAAAUCGUCUCGAACGAGGAUGAAGUAGAAAAAGCGGUGCGAGAAGUGAACAAGUUGUUGGGUGAGAACAACGUCCCUAAGCCUUCUCAUUCUGCUUACAUCAGACAUGACACCUCCGGCAUCUGGAAGAACAUAUUGGUUGUUCAAUACAAGCAUUUGAAUGUAAAUAACGAAGUCCAUCGUCUUUUUGGGUCGGACGCUUUGCAAAAGUGCAACGAUCCUAAUCGGAAAAGAGUGAGCCACACGUCGAGUCGCUCACACAAAAAUAUCUUUAACUUUCAAGAACGUUGGGGCAAAAUUGAGACACCUGGGAUCUCAAUGGUGUUGCUUGAGAACGUUAAUGGAUUGAAGUAUUUUACCUUUGAGCACGAUCGCGAUUACAAAAAGGUCCAGAAUGAAUUUUUGGCCGCUGUGGAAAGUUUCUCGCCGUCUAUGAUCCAGAAUAUAAUUUAUCGUCAUCCGUAUCACAUCGAUUGCCUGUUACAAUUAUCUGACGCAUACAAGCAACAAGACAAUUUCAUCGUUGCAGCUGAACUGGUUGAGAAAGCGUUGUAUUGUUUGGAAAAUGCGUUUCAUCCUGGUUUCACUAUUGAUCGUGGAAAUUGUCGAUUGGAUUACAGACGACAAGUAAAUAGAGCAUUUUAUGUGGCAUCGUUUAAGCAUGUGAUUUUUAUUGGUAAUAAAGCCUGUUACAGAACGUCCUUAGAAUUGAGUAAAUUCCUACUCUCUUUGGACCCAGACGAUGAUCCCUUGGCAAUAAUAUUAAUGAUCGAUUAUUACGCCCUGUGCGCCGGGGAGUAUAAAUGGCUAAUUGAAUUUUUAGACAAAUGGAAAUUCAAGAACGAACUGGAGCUUCCCAACAUGUUAUACUCGUUGGCGUUGGCGCAUUUCCUCAACGGCGACAAAACCAAAGCUGACCAACUUCUGCAAAAGGCCAUAAUAACGUUCCCCGGAGUACUAGUUCUAUUGCUGGAGUUUAGUUACGCCAAAAUUGACAUGGUGUCCAAACACCCGUUCUUCGUAGAUCGUAGAAACUGGCAGCCCGAUUCGUUGAACACGAUCAUUAAUUUAUUCGCCAGACGUAACUAUCACAUCUGGAAAAACAGGACCGUAUUGAACUGGAUGGAAAGUAACGUCGUUGUGAUACUACCUCUGACCGAGAAGUUGAGCUUCAAAAUGUUAAUGGAGGAGAACAGCCUCCUGGCAAGUUACAGGAUCCCCUUGCCACGUAACAUACUGCGACACAUCUACUUGUCGGAAAUCGAAGAGGUCACCGUGGCGAUCGACACGACCACGUCGUUCAUGUCUUUCGAUCCCCUACCUCCGGACGACUCGAUCAACUUGUACAACGGACCAAGAAGGCCGAACUUAUACGAAACCCUUUCCAAUCUCGAAUUGGGCAACAAUCAAAUGAUGUUUGAACCGGGACCAGAUGACCGCACCUACUACUUAGUAAUUAAUUAUAAUUAA
This is a messenger RNA of Aethina tumida (small hive beetle), 1632 nucleotides long. RefSeq names its product transcription factor 25-like. Gene Ontology annotation, cellular component: RQC complex. Gene Ontology annotation, molecular function: protein binding. Lineage: Eukaryota; Metazoa; Arthropoda; Insecta; Coleoptera; Nitidulidae. Bases 1 to 1632 code for a protein of 543 amino acids. The transcript has a single exon. The record is from RefSeq and is a predicted model, not a curated record.